AUGGGUAAGACUGCUAAGCUUUCGACUAAGCCCUCGACCGCUCCCCCAGCUGUCCCCGCUGAAGCUGCUGCCGCCACUCCUCAGGCUGCUGCCCCUGGUGAAGCUGCUGUCACUCCUGUGGCUGCUGGUGGCGGUACUGCCGGGGCCACUGGCAACACCCCGGCCUUUAGUGCCCCUCCUGGUGGUAUUGUCCCGGUUGACGCUGCUACCACUCGUCCCGUUGGUGACGACAUUGGUUCUGUCGGUGCUUUCAUUGGCUCUGUGUGUAGCACUGCCCGCGCUGCUGCCCCCACUGUUGGUGCCCCUACUGGCGCUGCCCCUACUGGCACUGGUGACGCUGCUGUUACCGCCACUGAUAAUGCCCCUGCUGCCGCUGGUGACGCUGCCGAAGCCGCUGCCGCUGUUGUCAAUGCUGGUGCUACCACGUCCAUCCCCGCCGAAGCUGUGACUGCUGCUGUCCCCGCUGGCGAUGCUCCUGCCCCCAAGGACCCGUUCAAGGUAACCGAGAUGGACGAAAAGAAGUUGUUGACCUUCUACAAGUACAUCAUUGGUGGGGUGGGUGCUGACGCCGCCGGUAAGCACGUUGGGUUCGAACCUGCCCGCGCCUCCAAGUUGGCUGAGCUCAUCAUGGCCAAGGCCAACGCCAAGUGCCCCAUGACCGAGUCGGGGAGACUCGCUCUCCAGAUUUUCAUCGAGGAAAUCAAGGAACGCGAGAUUGGCCGUGACGUCGAGGCGAUGAUGGCGUUCUUGGAAGCCAACGCGGUGGAUGUGGAGCUUGCUGAACUUUAA
This is a messenger RNA of Diutina rugosa, 789 nucleotides long. RefSeq lists its product as uncharacterized. Lineage: Eukaryota; Fungi; Ascomycota; Pichiomycetes; Serinales; Debaryomycetaceae. The record is from RefSeq and is a predicted model, not a curated record. The coding region runs from base 1 to 789 and encodes 262 amino acids. The transcript has a single exon.